AUGGCGGCGCGGCGGGAGGCGGCGAAGGAGCGCUCAGUGCUCAGCGGCGGGAACGAGGCGGCGGCGGUGGAACCGGCCCCGUUCCGGCACGGCGUCAUCCCCGGCUUCCUGGCGGGCCCGGCCUUCGCGGAGGCGCUGCGCGACGAGCUGCUGGGCCUCGGCUUCCGUCGGCGGAGCAACGACCUCCUCUCGCUGCGGCAGUCCGAGGAGCUGGGGGGAAGGCCGGAGCCCCACGUCGCCGCGCUGAGGCAUGCUCUGUGUGAAGAAUUCCGAGCGUGGCUUUCUGCUGUGACCCAGAUUGAGCUGGAACCAACUAUUGACAUCUCCUGUGCUAAAUAUGAAUAUACAGAUGUCUUGCUGUGCCACGAUGAUGAGCUAGAAGGUCGGAGAAUUGCUUUCAUCCUGUACCUUGUCCCACCCUGGGAGAAAAGCAACGGGGGAACGCUGGACCUGUAUAGCACAGAUGAACACUUUCAGCCACAGCAAAUUGUCAAGUCAUUAGUGCCUUCGUGGAACACACUGGUUUUCUUUGAAGUGUCUCCAGUCUCCUUCCACCAGGUGUCAGAAGUUUUGUCUGAGGAGAAGUGCCGCUUGUCAGUGAGCGGCUGGUUUCAUGGCCCAUCAAUAGUCAGACCUGCACGCCACAUUGAAGGUCCCUUGCCCAGGAGCCCACACAUCCCCUAUGAUCACGAAAUCUUGUAUGAGUGGAUCAAUCUAGUUUAUUUGGACAUGGACUCCCAAGCUCAAAUCCAGGAGGAAUUUGAGGAGCGAUCAGAAAUUCUCCUGAAAGAUUUUCUUAAGAAAGAGAAAUACCAACUGCUAUGUGAAACUUUGGAGAACAAAGACAUCCAGUGGAGUAGCCGGGGGCCUGCCAAUAAAAGACUCUAUGAGGCAGCAGAGGAAGACAGCCUCCCUGACAUCCUGAAGAAAUUCCUGCAGUUCUUACGCUCUGAGGCCUUGUUUUUACUGCUUUCCAACUUCACUGGCCUAAAGCUGCACUUCCUGGCUCCCUCUGAUGAGGAUGAAGAUGCUGGGGAAGGAAGAGCAGCAGAUACCACUGGGCACAGCAGUCCCAAACCUGAGCAGGAAGAGCCUGAACAACAUGCUGAUAGCAAUCCACAUCAGUCAGACCAGCCUGCCAACAUCCCUGAAGCACAAGACAGCGAGAUGCAGAACAGCUCAGAUACCCCCAUGUGUGCAGGGGAGCUGAGGCGCUGGACCCACAGGCACUAUACUCUAGUCCACGACACUUGGGCAACAGAAUUUGCUCUCGACCUGCUCUUCUUCUGUGGCUGUGAGGACUGGGAUCCAGAAUAUGGUGGCUUUACUUCCUACAUCGCUAAAGGUGAAGAUGAAGAGCUGUUGACAGUGAAUCCAGAGGACAACUGCUUGGCCUUAGUUUAUAGAGACAAAGAAACUAUGAAGUUUGUGAAAUACAUCAAUCAUCAUAGCUUGGCACGCCUGAAAAAGCAUCCAAACAGAACAGGAUUUUGGGAUUUUUCCUUUGUCUAUUAUGAGUGAUGGUGCAGAGUGUGACCAUCGUCACACAGAAAAUGGUGGUGGGUGCAGGGCAGGUUUCUAUCCAGGCGUUCAGCUGGGGCCCGUCUAAGCCCAGAUAAACUUUGCCACUGCUAACUUCACCACACUGUAUAUGAGCUGUACCCUACCACGUGGGGUCCAGGUGACUUUUUUAACUGUACAAAUGGAAAUCCAGUCUUCCCCUGAGUGCAUUGUAACACACACUCUCGACUGCUUUUAACGCUACGCAGAGGGGGUCAUUGUCACACAAUUGACAGCUGCUCUGUCAGCUUUCCAGCUGUUCUCUCAUGGAAAUAGCACACAGGGGGAUGUGUCUAAUCUGUCAGGGUGAAAAUUACAACCGUGCAUUGCCCC
Molecule: messenger RNA, 1893 nt
Organism: Haliaeetus leucocephalus (bald eagle)
Lineage: Eukaryota; Metazoa; Chordata; Aves; Accipitriformes; Accipitridae
Gene: OGFOD1
Product: 2-oxoglutarate and iron-dependent oxygenase domain containing 1
Exons: 13
Coding region: 1-1521 (506 amino acids)
Biological process (GO): peptidyl-proline hydroxylation; regulation of translational termination
Cellular component (GO): cytoplasm
Molecular function (GO): iron ion binding; L-ascorbic acid binding; peptidyl-proline dioxygenase activity
Source: RefSeq, a predicted model, not a curated record